UGGCGAGUAGGGCGGCGCUGGAGCGCAGUUUGCGCUUGCGCUCGAGCGUGCGCGUGCACCACCGUCAUCCCCCGGUGCUGCCUGCGCGCGCGAUAUCGGGAGCGGAGGGGCAAACGCGUGCACAAAAGCUCCGGGUCACGGGGAUAAAUUCGGGGAGCUGCUUUCAAAUACCGCAGUGCUUUUUUCAUUAAAAAAAUUGUUAGGGGUGUGUGCACCCCUGCGUCCCCCCGGAAAAAAGCACUGCAAAUACUUGAGCAUCUUCUUGCUUGCACAGAGCGCACGGCUGUUCGUUCGUUUGCAUGACAGCCGAGGCCGAGCCACUUUGCAAUAUAAACUAGGCUGAAGGCGACAAGAUGCUUGGGGGGGGGGGAUAAAAUAAAAUUCCCCCUCCACCCCACUUACAACUGACUGGAGGGGGAGGGGAAAACAAAUAGGCACAAGUUUCUGACAAUCUGAUGCGCAGGGGGUGACUUGCAAGGUUGCUGCAGGUGAACGGGUGCCGCUCUGCAGUUUGAUGACCUGUGGCUCAAAAAGACAGGCAUUUGAGGUUUUUCGAGCCGCCAAGCAGACAGUUGCGCAAAGGCUAAAUAACUGACGCGUGCGAUUUUUGUUGGGUUUCGUUUUGUUUGCAGUGUCAUGUGAGAGAGAUGCAGGGCCAUAAGAACCAGCUGAGCUUUACUUCACCUUCCUUGUUUUCCUGGAUGAAGUUCGAAUGAAGCUGACCAAGCUUUUGUUUAUUUAAAACAGUGGUAGUCAUUCUUUUUUCCCCCUAAUGUAUAUUCCCAGGUUUGUUUUCUACAAAGGAGUUGCAGUGGCAAUCUUCAUGAUUGUCACAGCCACGCGGCCCACGCCCCUUCUAAGGUUGUACAGCAUUCUAAGAUUACACAUCAAUCUUAUAGUUAUUAUUGUAUUCCUAAUUAUUAUUGAGAGCACUAGGAUAAGAUUGAGGGCACUAGGAGAAGGGGACGACAGAGGACGAGAUGGUUGGACAGUGUUCUCGAAGCUACAAACAUGAGUUUGACCAAACUGCGGGAGGCAGUGCAAGACAGGAGUGCCUGGUGUGCUCUGGUCCAUGGGGUCACGAAGAGUCGGACACAACUAAAUGACUGAACAACAACAACAACAAAUUAUUAUUAUUGUAUUCCUAAAUAAUAAUAAUAAUUAAUGGACAUAUUGCAACAAUCAAUGCAGAUCUUCAGGCGUUGCCUUUUAGCUAGAUCUACCAUAGUUUGUGCACGUUCAUGGGCAAAUGAUUUGGAGUGGUCCAAUAUCUUUCAGAGUGACUUGUGUUUCCCUAGAAGUUCCAAUUUACAUAACAAAAGUUGCACACCAUUCUUUUGAAACGGACGCACCUAGUGUUUUCAGUGUUCCUAAAUGCUUAACUUUGGAGCAUACUGUGGCUUAAAAGCUCCCCUUUCUAGCUGAUGGGGUGACUCUAAGACACUUGAGGCAGAAAUAGUAACAUGUCUUUGAGUGGACCAGUACAGUACUGUUCAGCAGUUCUGGGCCUUAGACUGUAAGAACCUGUGCUUUUUCCAAUGGAGUAUAAACUUGGUAUUAGCAUAAUUCCUGCCUUGGAAUAAACUUUUUGGAAAAUGCAUCAUUGGCAUGUAUCCCAACGUUUUGUCAUUGUACAAUCCACGUUAAAUUGUGGUGUCUCUCAGGCCAAUCCUGGGAGGAAAAAACAUACACAUUUGCUGCUGGACAGCUGCCUUAUAUGAGAAGUGCUGGCAUUGUGUUUGGCCCAACACUUUAUUUUUCUGAAAGACCCUCUCAAGAGUAGAAUGUGUGUGCACACACGUACACACUAGUAACUGCUGCUAUAAAUAUGAACGAGGAACUGGGAAGCUGUGAUAGAUAACAAAAAAAAAUCUCAAUCAAUCUUUAUUACAGUUAAAGACCAGACAGGGUAACUUUCCCUGGGGUGACAGUAGCUGUAUGAGUUCUCCACUGUCUUAUAAUUCAUUGUCUUUUAAUGAAUGCUGAAUAAACAGGCCAUCUGGAAAAGGCCAUAAUUUUUCAUAAAAGGCACACAUGCUGAAACACAACUUUUAAAGAUUCAGGUGCCCUGCCCUGUCUUUUAACCAGGUCACUCAACCAGUACUUCAGUUGCUAUUAAAGUGCUUUAUUUCUAGGGGGGUAAAGGUGCUGAUACUCUGGGCAGUUGCCCUGGACACAAAACUUCCUUGGGAGUCAGGAAAAACAAAUACAUGUAAAACAGAGUUGCGUGUUACAGGUAGGUAGCCGUGUUGGUUUGGCGUAGUCGAAACAAAAUAAAAAAAUUCCUUCCAGUAGCACCUUAGAGACCAACUAAGUUUGUCAUUGGUAUGAGCUUUCGUGUGCAUGCGCAUGAAAGUAUCUGAAGAAGUGUGCAUGUACACGAAAGCUCAUACCAAUGACAAACUUAGUUGGUCUCGUAAGGUGCUACUGGAGAGAGUUGCAUGUUUUACUGGAACUUCAUUAAAAUAUUGGUAUGUAGUUAUUACAUGAUGUGGUAAUUAAAGGACUUGCUGCAACUCUAUACCUUGUUCUGUACUCUUAGUACCUGACUGUGCAUGCCUAUUUUCGCCACAGGGUCAUACCAUUCAUGAUUCUGCUGGGACACGGGCUCACAUUCUACUAAUGCAAAAACACCAGGCAUGCCCCACAAAUUACCCGGAGAUGCAUUUUAAAUAAAAGGACACAUUCUACUCAUGUAAAAACAUGCUGAUUCCCGGACCGUCCACAGGCGGAUUUAGAAGGCGAUUGGGCUGAAUCCGGCCCCUGGGCCUUAGUUUACCUACCCAUGCGGUACUGUGUACCAUUGUGUACUGCCAGAAAAAAAAGCACUGCUUUCAUUGUCUAAUUAUGUUGUUCAAGACAGAAAAACAGAAACCAAAAUUGCAAAGCAGGAAAAUGGAUAAAAUAACCCAGUAGGUUGUUGGCAUCUGUCUGUCUUGAGAGACAAUGGAGUGCACCUCCAGGGGUGAAGUCAAACUGUUGCAUUAGCUGCACCCAAGUGACCUCCAUGGGGCACAAGCCUGGGCAGUGUGUAUGGAGGUCCUGGGCUACCCAGACAACAAGACUGGGCUACCCAGACAACAAUCAGCCUCGCUGGUGUGGCCCAAAGGAAAGUAGUUUGGCCCCAGGUUGGCUGCAGGAGUUGCAAGAAGGAGGCGUACAAGGCCAUCCAACCAUCUUAGGGACUCCUUUUCUUUUCCCAAAGAUACCGCACAAGGCAGUGGAAGUUUAGGGCCAGAGUUUUCCUUAUCCUAGCUAGGGUACCUUCCCAGGUUGAUGAGCUCCAUCUGCCCCUUCACUUCCCCCUACAGCAUGAGCAGAAACCACCUACCUUCUUGACUGUUGGACCCACUAUUACUCUUGUCUGCUCAAUCUGCUGGAGCCUGUCUUCUCAUACAGUGGAAGUCCAUAACUCGCUGUGGGUUUGAAAGCCAUCAGCUGCCCUCAUCUGGAUUAGCCAGCCAGUCGAAGCCAUUUCCUGAGGAGCGACCCCCUAUUGCAUGCUGACAACUUCUGGAAGCCGCAGAAUUAAAACUCGGAUUCAAGCAUGAAGAAAUUUAUGGUAGUGGAACCUGUGGUUGCCUUGUUCAUGUUUUUAUAUUCCAUGCCAUUGACGCAGCAAUAUGUGUAUUGGAGGCUCUGGGAGGAUAUCACCAAUUCCACCUUUGAUAAUGACAAUGCUUCUCAUUGCCACGUGAACCAAAGCGACCCAACUUUCUUGAAGCAAAAGGAAGUCCAAGAAAAAGUCUCUAUUUUUAUCUUGAAAACAGAGCUGUGUGCGGGUGCCCUCAGCAUUUUGGUAGCCUUUGUCGUCGUAGCAAAUGGAGAACGCUGGGGGCGCAAAGUAUCGCUGGUUCUUCCUAUGGUGGGGAGUCUUGUGAGCACCAUCUUCCUCUGUGCUAUAUCCUAUUUCUCGCUGCCCCUCUCUCUCCUAUUCAUUUCGGCCUUCAUUACUGGGCUGUUUGGAAGCCUAGCAACCUUCCUCGGCGGUGCCUUUUCCUUCAUAGCUGACCUUUGUGAGAAUGAGAAGCAGAAUACCAUCCGAAUAGCGGUGAUCGACUUCAUCCUUGGAGUGGCCUCUGGAUUGGGAGGACUGUCUUCAGGCUACAUUUUAAAAGCUUUGGACUUUACCUGGACAUACGUGGUGAUGUCACUGCUUCAUGUGGUCAACAUUUUGUAUGUUAUGUGUUUCUUGGAUGACACUGUCCGGGUAUCUGAUGAUGAGCCAAAGUCUCUGAAAGAAAAGCUCAAGGAAACCUUUUCUGGAGUUUAUGACUUAUUUCGGAAAUCUCCCUGUAGGAAACGGACUCUGAUCGCAUUGUUGCUUUGUACAUUCAUGACUUACUUGUUCAUAAUGAUCGGCGCGCUUUCUCUUUACACAAUCUAUGAACUGAACGCUCCGCUCUGCUGGAAUGCCAUCUACAUAGGAUACGGCUCAGCUGCAUCUACUGUUGCGUCUCUGAUUGGCUUUCUAGGAAUCCUUGUCCUUGUCAAGUACUUAAAGGACUUUUACCUUGUUUACCUCGGGAUCUUCUCUUACAUAGGAGGAGCCGUCAUGGCUGCUUUUGCCAACACUACGUUGCUGAUGCUUUUAGUGAGAGUGCCUUCCUUGCUACUUGCAAUGCCCAUUCCGGUCCUUCGGUCCAUGUUGUCCAAAUUAGUUCUUCCUAAUGAACAAGGAGCUAUAUUUGCUUGCAUCGCCUGCUUAGAGGUCGUGAUGGGGACUCUUGGACUUGUCACGUUCAAUAGUCUUUAUGCUGUGACUGUGGGCUGGUUUCCAGGCUUCUCCUUCCUCUUCUCAGCCGGCCUUUGCAUAAUUCCACUGAGCACGCUGAGCUGGUUUCUGUAUGCCACUUGGCAUGAAUAUCACUGUGCACUACUUAUAAAUGAAGAAGACUCCCUUGGGGAGAAUGCUGACAGCUGAACAGAGAAUUUGUCUAAUGGCUAGCCCUCCUCUCCUGUUCUUCUAUCAUGGCCAUACCUGUUGACUCCAUUGGCACAGCUAAAGAAGGAUCUGAUGUGUCCGUUGUUAGAUCUCUACAAGAAUUGACCAUCCCAGGUUUGCUGCUGUCCUUGAUGGUACAUAGGAUGCUGCGCAAAGCGGUAGCAGAGAAGAGAGUCGUGAAUGGUGUUUUCAGUCUGUUGCUAUUCUGGGGCGGGAUUCAAUCGCAAGCUGGCAAAUUCGCAAUGACAGUUGAUUGGGAGGCCUUGCGCAACAAACCUGCUUUCUCAAAACAUCAGGCUUUUUGCAGUAAGGAAAGUGACGGGGAAAUGGACUGGAAAGGAUAGGGUCGCUGGACACAACGUCGUCUAGCCUCUCCACAAACAAAUCGGGGUGAAUGCUCACUAAAUAGCCAAUGUAGCAAACAGAUCAGGAAGGAACGCUCAGUAAACAGAUUGUCUGGAAGCACCCAAAGCACUGCCUUGGUUGUGCUGUUUCAAAGGCAAUGGGCAGUUGGCCAUUGCUGAAACAGGAGUGAUGUCAGAACUGGGAUCAGGCCCUUGAUGUCUUGGUGCACCUGCGCAUGGCUGUUAAUGUUUCAGUGCAAUCAGUAGCAGAUAGUGUGGUGCUGCUGCUCACCUGAUCUCAGGUUGGGUUGGUUGUCGCUCCUGCUUACUGGAAGAGGCAAGGUGUCACCAUGUUUGGACACAUUUCUGUUCUCUCAUCAUUUUGAAAUGCCCCGGCCUUUGAGUUUCGGAAUUCUGUGACUCCUGUAUUAAUCAGACUUUCUUGUGUACACCAGCACGUCUGUGAUGCAUACCUGCUUGCAAGGAAGUGGAAAGAUGGGCAGUAGUGAUGCCACUCCCUCAGCAAGGAAAUAAUGCACUUAAUUUGCAUGCAAUGCAAUCUUAUGUGUGACUAUUCAGAAAUAAGCCCAAUUGGGUUCAGUAGGACUUACUUACAGGAUUGAACUAUUAUACAGUCACACCUUGGUUUUCAAACAGAAUGCAUUCUGGAAGUCCGUUCGACUUCCGAAACAUUUAGAAACCGAUUGCGCAGGUGCACCAGAAAUAAUAGUGGAAGCCGCAUCGGACGUUCGGCUUCCAAAAAAAGUUUAAAAACUGGAACACUCACUUUCGGGUUUCGAUCGUUCGGGAGCCAAAACGUACAAGUAUCAAGGCAUUUGAAAACCAAGGUACGACUGUAUAUUGAUAUGUAAAUAGAAUUAUCUACUCUUGCAACAGGAAGGUCGUGUUUGUGUUGCAGAGGGAGUAAGAAUCACAGGAUGGGUGAAGUGCUGUCAACAAACCCUGUUUGAGCAAUUGUAGCUGUGGAGGUCCUACAUAGCUUCCCCAAUUUUUGUGUGACCACAUCUGCAAGCAAGCCCUGUGGCCAGACAAGGUUAAGAAAAUACAGAAACUGAGCCAAUUAUUUUUAAAAUAAUUCUGAACAAACCUGAUUCUUCUUUACACAGAGGAGAGGCAGGUGCCUUGAAUGCAGUCUAUAAUAAUGAUUGGCAAUCUUUGGCUUGGAAUCUAAGGUAAGUUAACUUAAGGAACAUAAUGGAAAAAAGGCUUCCAUCUCCUGUUCCACCUCUGUAGCCACCUGAAUCCCUCCCCCUGAAAAAAGCCACUCUGGAAGGUUUUGUCUCCCUCCCGAAUCAUGUAGGAUGGGAUGCUAAGGGCUAUUGGGAGAGCUGGAGAAUCAACUGGAAUUGGGCUUGGAUCAAAGAAUUAUAUGGAAGGAAAGAUUUCACCCAACAGCUCCACGCACCCUGUCCCACAUUGUACAGGAAGGGCCAGCAAACCUCUGGAGAGGCUUUCAUGAUGGCAGAGGAGAGGAGAGGAGGGGGCAGCCAAUUCCAUGAACUUCCAUAAGUUAACCUAUUUUAUGAUGCAUACAAUUGUAUAAAAUGCCGCUGUGAUUUAUCUUGUGUUAUUUUUCUUAAAUUGUUCUAUUGGGCCUAAGAAUGGGCGGGUCUUUCAAUUUCAACAUCAGUUUGCAAAUUCUUUCAUUUUAAAAAAAGGUCAGAAGAAAAAAACCAGCAUUUUAGUACAAAUUUCUCCUACAUGCACAUUUUUGUAUGCAAUGUUGUCAUUUUUGCAAGUAGUAUCCACUAUUAUAAUGCAUUUUUAUGCGCACUUUACCUAGUUUGUAUGAAUUGCUUGGUUAGAGAACUGCAUUGCAAAAUUCAAAGAAGUCUGAAUUUCAAAGGAUGACUGUAUUUGGUUCAUAUAUUUUCAGGAGUUAGGAAAAUUUGCCUUUAAAUGUGAACCGAAUCCCUCAUUAGCCUGGCCUACUAAUGCAUUUAAGUAUACAAAAGGGAGGAUUAAUCAGUAAUGUUUGCUGUAUGCUGCCCCCCCCCCAACAGCACUUUCUACGGCGGAUAAAAGAGGAUAUGUUGUAAACAAAAAGGAAAAAGAAAAGAAAAAGACCCUAAAGUAAUUGUAUAUUUUGUUUAAGGAUUGACUUGUUAAAUUAUUAGGUAGUGUUUCAAUUGAUUCAUUUGAUAGGGUUGGUUCACAUGAAAACAAAGAGCAAGACCUUGCUAUUCAGGAUAAGCAUGUUGAACCUGUGAAGCCUGCAGUGGAAAAUGUAGCUGCCUGCAGGGUAGACACUACGUAAUGUUUUGGGCUGCAGUUCAACACAGGAUUAGGUGUGCUUAAAACUCUUUCGAAAUAACUGGAUUUAAAACUUGCCAUCCUGAGAACACUCACAUGGCCCUUCUGCAUACCUGCCAAGUUGCUGUCAGAGAAAUAAGGGACCGGGCCGGAAAUAGCAGACCGGAAGUAGCGCUGCCGCCAUUUUGGAACUGGGCGGAGCAUGCUCAGAAGUGACUUUUGAUGCUGCUUUGCCCAGUUCCAAAAUGGCCACCAUGCCAGAAGUCGCACUGCAGCCAUUUUGGAACUGGGCAGAGCAGCAUCAAAAGUUGCUUCUGAGCUUGCUCCGCCCAGUUCCAAAAUGGCUGCCGCGCCAGAAUAAACCAGGAAAAAACAAAAAAAUCAAUUUUUUUCAGCUAGGAACAGCUGGAAAAAUGGGGAUUUUUCGGGGUAAACGGGAGACUUGGCAGCUAUGCCCUUCCGCUUCCUUAAGUGAAACCCCAGAGUCUGCCAUACCUGCCGCCGCCACCAUUACGGGGGAUGGGGGGAAAUAGGACAGCAGGCGGGCAUUCUUGCUUGUGUGUGGGUCAGGCACAGUGUGCCACAGAUAUAGAGUGGCGUUUUGGAACUCCACUCUUGGCCCACACUCUGUGGUUUGGUUGUGGGUGUAGGAAUGCUGGCCAUUUUCCAAACGUCUGGUAGUGCUGAUUGCAUUCUCCAGUGAUGGCCGGGGUGGUUCAGCCAGUGAAAUAGUUACAACACAGGGAAAGGCAGGAGAAGAACAGGCUGGUUGGCUAGAUGGGGGUGAAUGGGGAAGUGGAAGCCUGUGUGGUGUGUGUGUGUGCAGGGCCGGCUCUAGGUAGACCCCCGGUGGCGCAGGGCACCAUGGCGCUGGCCCGCCAGGAGGGCGCCACGAGCUGCGCCCGCCCGCUGGCUGGCCGGUCCGCCAACCGCGCUGUGCCUGCCCGCCCGCCGCGGCACCGCGCAGCAGGGGGCGGGGCGGGGGGGGCGCCAGAGUGAUCCGUUGCUCCGUGGCUCCAGGGGCGCUUAAGAUGGCCCUGUGUGUGUGUGUGUGUGCGUAAGCCAAGAGGGGGGAACUUCUGUGUUUGCACGUGAAGGAAUAUUUGUGUGAGUGAGAAGAUGAAUGAUGGUUGAAUGAAGAGAAGGAGAGAGAGAGAGAGAGAGAGAGAGAGAGAGAGAGAGAGAGAGAGAGAGAGAGAGAGAGAGAGAGAGAGAGAGAAGUGCUCCCCCCUCCCCACAUUUUGGACCACAUUCCAAUUUUGGACAGUUUUCCCCCAAGCGGAGAUGGCCCUAAACCCCCCAAUAACCUUUCUCAUCUUCUUACUGGAAAGAAAGCCUUGUCAAUAACGUUUUCAAAAUCAAGAAUUUUAUAUUUUGUCUCUCCUUGAGCACUUUAACAUUUUUCUCCCCUCUGGUCUGGAGAAUCUUCCUCAUUUCUUUUUACAACUCUUUUGAGCUCCUGUGAUGGAACCAGAGCUGUGCAUCUAAUUAGUUACAGUUAAUGUGCUGUGAAGUGUAAUUUUGUACUUGCAUCGCACUUUUCAUCUUUCAGAGCGCUGGGCAAAUAUGUAAGUCAUUAAUCUUCUCGAUGCUGCUCUGAGGCAGGUACUCUUUGCCAGCUUCACUUUCCACCUCUGGGUGGGCAACCUUUUAAUAUCGAACUUGUCUCAGGGCCACAGAGCAAAUUAAUAUUAGGGAUUGAGAUGAUAAAACAGCUUCUGCCUUUUGGGUUUAUAUGCUCUAUAAUGACAGUAUGUAUAGAGAAUGCCAUUCAAUGGCGUCUGUCCUCCCCACCCCCACCCCGCCCAGCAUAAAAUAUGUUGUUAACACCUGGCGAGUUUUUCAUAUAGCUAACAUUUAGGAUGUUAUUUCCCCACUUGCCAUAUAUUGCUUUGCCGUAUCAUGAAGUGCUGAGGUGCUUUCAUGCUGGUGGUUUUAUGAGAGUUCCUUAGUGACUUCUAACGCUCCCUCUCAGUCUCUGUGAUCCACACACCUCUCUCCCCCAUAGAUCAAAUUAGAUGUUCAUGGGAAGAUUGUGAUAAGUCUCUGAAAGGGUUUUUUAAUGAACCCUGACUGCCGUCAGGAGUGAGAGAACAGCAGGAGGUGGGGUGGGCAGCACUUCACUUUCCUGCAGUUUGUCCACUCAGAAUUUAUUUCCCCCCCAGUUGCUUAUCUCCCUGCGAGGGAAAAAUAUCUGGGUUCUCAUCCAUGCAGCUGGUUUAUACAAUGUGUGCUGUUGAAAUGAUAUUUUAUGUUCUUUAGGGGUUGUUUGUGUCCGUGAUAUUGCUGUGUUUUACUUUGAUGAACUAACAUUCAUUAAUUUGGGGAACCUUUCGGUUGGAAGCUUGGCUAUAAAUCCAAGUAGUAAUAAUAACAUUUUUUCCUACCCUCUUGCUUUACUCAGACUGCAGCGUUACCUAGCAAGUUCCAUUUUUUAAAAGUCCAGAGACUGGUUGAUGUUAUCUCCUAUGUAAUGUCUGC
This is a messenger RNA of Zootoca vivipara (common lizard), 10044 nucleotides long. The record is from RefSeq and is a predicted model, not a curated record. Lineage: Eukaryota; Metazoa; Chordata; Lepidosauria; Squamata; Lacertidae.